AUGGAAGGAGUAGAGAGGAAACUGCAGUCCCUGCGACUAUCGGAGGCGGAGAAGAAGGGAGUCAAAAUUAGCAAGCGCGGGUCAAGUUCGACUACAUCUGAUAAGGUACAAGCAGUAGGAAAAGUUUUGUCGGAUAGACCAGCAAGGGUUGAUGCAAUAAUCAGUAAUUUAGGGAGGAUUUGGUGUCCGUUCAAGGGAUUGGAAUGUAAAGAUAUGGGUAUGAACCGCUUUCUCUUCGCGUUCCGGGAGGCUGCUGGGAAGAAGAAAGCCCUGUUUGACGGCCCUUGGACGAUCAACAAGAAACUUCUAGUCAUGGAGGAUUUCAACCCGUCGAAAACACUAGAAGAAUAUGAGUUCAAAUACAUACCAAUAUGGGUGAGAGCCUAUGGUAUUCCCCUAGGAUUAAUGGAUAAGGAGACAGGGGAAUUGUUAGGGGAUGCUAUAGGUGAAUUUCUUUGUGUUGAUGUUGAUGACAACGGUCAAGCUGCCGGGGAAUAUUUGAGAAUCAAAGUUAAAAUCGACAUCACAAAACCACUCAUGAGGGGCACCACACUCUAUUUGGAGAAUGACGAUGAUAACAAAUCAGAAGACGAGAAUCUGGUAGGAGAGGAGCCAGAUGGAGAGGAGAACGGAAAGGUAAUCUCGUUUAAAUAUGAAUUCUUGCCAGAUUUUUGCUAUGUCUGUGGUAUCAUUGGGCAUAAUGAUCGAUCCUGCUCUAGAAGACUAGAGAGAGGGGAACAAAAUCAGUAUGGACCAUGGCUUCGAGCUGAUGUAAUGAAGAGAAGUAUUAGUGAAGAAGAUCGCACCAGGAGCGGGGGAGAGAGAGGUGGCUUUUGGAGGACAAACAACGGAGGGAAUGGAAGCAGCAAACAGGGGAUUGACGCAAUCUCUUGGAGGAAAAAAGAGGCUGAGCAAGAGGGUAGUCGAUCACACGAAUGGGAGGAAAGACAAGUCACAAGCCCUGACUCAAUUGGAGCGCAGAAUGUGAAGAAGCUUUUGGUCGAAGAGAAGGAAGGGCCUCCAGCAAGAAUAGAAGGAAAUACACAGGGGGUUGCUGUCUCCAAUGAGAGUUAUUCGGGCUCGGUUUCAGCACUUAUGCAAGCUCAAAGUGAGAAGGACCCGAUAAUCCGCAAUGAUAAUGAGAAAAAGGAGUCGGGGGUAAGUAGCAGAGGUAAGGGAGAAAUGAAAGGAAGUCUGAGUGAAGAGGCUGUUCCAAAAAACAAUAAGAAGGGGAGGCAAAUCAAAAUAAGAGAACUAGAUAAAUCGAAGGGUAGGAAAGAGAAGACCAUAGCUGGUGCAGAAUCAAAGAAGAGGGCCCCUGAAGAAAUGGAUAUUGAUGAAGACCUAAAUGGAAGUAAAAAACGUAAAUUGACGACAACAGAGGCAGUAGAGGUGGCUGGUGCAAGGGUGUGUGCGGAUGGAAGUAAUAAAGACAAUGAAGCUAGGGAAAAAUCCGAAUCUGAGCUGAAAGCGGGAUUGGCGGACCAAUCCCGCGGGGCCCAAUGA
Lolium perenne is the source of this 1506-nucleotide messenger RNA. The record is from RefSeq and is a predicted model, not a curated record. Lineage: Eukaryota; Viridiplantae; Streptophyta; Magnoliopsida; Poales; Poaceae.